This is a messenger RNA of Caenorhabditis elegans, 1600 nucleotides long. The record is from the annotation of a RefSeq genome assembly. NCBI's taxonomy places the organism in Eukaryota, Metazoa, Nematoda, Chromadorea, Rhabditida, Rhabditidae.
AUGGAAUUUCUCAAAUCGAAGAAAAAUCGACAAAAGAACAAUUCAAAAGAUACGCAAAAAAAGAAGAAUAAAAUGCAAGCUUCGACCAAGAAAAAGAAGAGCGUCGAUAAGAAUUGUUCGAAAUGAUCGAAAAAACACAAUACAAAACAAAAAAGUAAACGGGAGAAGAGAAGUUCAAGGGAGAAAUACAGUGGAAUGGAGAACGGAUUCUCCGACAUCUUUGAUCGGGAUAAUUUUGCGUUCAAGCUCAAGCACUGUGUCCAUCCAGAUACUUCUAAUCGUCAAACAGUUCAGAUAGAAGCUUUUGAAGCAUUUGUUAAGACUGUUACCACGAUGGGAGUGGACGGAUUGUCCAAAGAAUACUUGGAAACUUUGGUUCCUUUCUUGCCCGUAGGAUAUUAUGAACGUACAAUUUUCGAUCAAAAUACGGAGUUCAAGAAAAAUCGGUACAAAGACGUUAUGUGCAAUGACAAAACACGUGUGAUUCUGAAAGAUGGCUAUCCUGGAGACUAUAUCCAUGCGAAUUAUUUGAAAGGCACAAAACCUAUGCUCAUUCUGACACAAGGACCACUUAAGGACAGUGUCAUGGACAUUUGGAGAAUGGUGCUUCAGGAAGGUGUAGCGGCGAUUUGCAUGCUCUGUGAGCUCAUUGAGAAUGGACGUCCCAAGUGCGAGCUGUACUUUCCCGAUUCUGAAGGACAAGCUCUGACUUUUGGUGAGAUAACUGUCACUUGUACUGAAUCAACGACACCAGACAACCACACUCAAUUGAAAGUGCUGACGGUUGUGGAUAAAAAGUCAGGAAAAACACAUAAGCUCAACCACUACAAGAUUACCACUUGGCCUGAUAAAACUAUCGCUCAAUCCAAUUCGGCAAUCCUCCGCACCUUGUGAACCUUGAGAAAAAUGCCUGGUCCAGUAGUGGUGCAUUGCUCAGCUGGAAUUGGAAGAACCGGAACGUUUGCGGCCAUCGAAGUUGGUAUCCAAUAUCUUCUGAAUGGAAAAGCUUUUCGACCAGCAGACUUAGUGAGAGCUGUCAGACACUGUCGCUUGAACAGUGUUCAAAUGGACACGCAGUAUUUGAUGCUGGUUGAGGCGAUUCUGGAUUUUGGUGUCGCGUUCAAGUACAUCGAAGAUUCGAAACUCCUGGAUGCAAUUGAUAUUUAUAAGAAACAGGUGUCAGAUUAUGUUGAAGCUCAUCCGCCUCCACUGGAAAUGUUCAAGGCACCGCCUAAAAUCGAGAAGGACGGAGAUGACGGAGUAUCACCAUCCCCAGUUCCAGUCAGCACUCCACCAGUGCCUUCAACUAUUCCAAGUCCAUCCAAAGUUGUUCCAAAUCCACCACAAAAGUCGCUAAUUACUCCAACUGUUCCACCUUCGAUGAUCCAGACUGUAAAUCCUCCAACAGUGUCUGCUCUCCCAUCUCCAUCUGUUUCUCCUGCUCCAGUGCCAACAACCUCAUGUGCUCCUCAGAAACCGUUGGUCGUUCAACCUCCAGUCCCGUUUGCUCCGAAUCUGGCAGCCCAGACAGGAAUGAAACAGCGCCCACCAUCCAACAACAAUGUGGAAAAAAGUCUCUACUAUUAAAAAGGAAAAUGGA